Molecule: messenger RNA, 801 nt
Organism: Thlaspi arvense
Lineage: Eukaryota; Viridiplantae; Streptophyta; Magnoliopsida; Brassicales; Brassicaceae
Source: the annotation of a GenBank genome assembly
CUAAGCGCCUAACUUUUACGCACGUGUGUAUGAGUGAUGUAUAGGUCUUUGUAUUAUCUUGUGUGUGUGUAUAUAUAAUUUGGCUAAUCACAUAUAUCUUAUCUCACCGUCAUCCUCUUCUUUCUCGCCUCUGAACUCUGACGAAGAAGGAAUCUGAAAAAGGCGAAAAGGUUCGAAAGAGAUGGCGGCGGAGUACAACAAAGUCGACGAAUCCUCCAUUGCUCAAACUCAAGAAAUGGCGGCGGAGUACAACAAAGUCGACGAAUCCUCCAUUGCUCAAACUCAAGAGGCUACCCUGGAAAACAAGUAUGGAGGACUUGUGCCAAAGAAAAAGCCUCUGAUCGCGAAGGAUCCCAAACGUGCUUUCUUUGAUUCAGCAGAUUGGGCUUUGCAAAAGCAAGAUGCUAAUGUGGAUGAGAGAACAAUAGCGGCAAUCGAAAAUUUGAAACCCAAACUGGAGAGAACACCUCACAAGCAACUUCCCCCUAGGGGCCGCACCUUUUUUUGUGGACAAGAGAACAUGACAGAUUCGAACUUUUAAGGUACAAAGGCUUGACGUGGAAAAUGGAACGUGAUUUGGUUUGGUGAGAGAGAGCCUACUCACAUGUUUCAUGUUUCCAUAAACAAAAACAAAAACAAAAACUUUUUAUGCAUAUGCGUACAGUUCUGUUUUGGCUCUUGGAUCCAUAACAUGCUUGUCGUUUCAAUAAUUGUUGUUGUUUCUAUCAUUUUCUUGACAUUGAACCUUUUGGGAUUUAAUUUUCCUUAAAAUAAUCAAAUUAUCUAUUAAAUUUUUGGGGA